AUGGAAAUUAGGAGACGCGGCGGGCCAUCAUUCCUCACAUACUGGAUAUUUUUGUUGCAAAUGUUAGGCAGUGCCCGCCGUGGCGCGGAAGGGCAUGGUCGCCUUAUGGACCCUCCUGCGCGCAAUUCCAUGUGGAGGUUUGGUUUCCCAAACCCUGUCAAUUAUAAUGACAACGAGCUCUUCUGUGGUGGAUAUGCCGUCCAGUGGGAGCAGAACUCAGGACGGUGUGGUGUGUGUGGUGACGCAGAUCACCUAAACGAACCGAGGCCUCAUGAGGCCGGAGGAAUGUACGGCAAGGGCAUCAUAACAAGACACUACAGCGUUGGACAGGAAAUAGAAGUAGAAGUAGAAUUAACGGCGAAUCAUCUUGGCACAUUUAUACUGAAGCUGUGCCCGAACAACAAUCCGAAACAAGAAGCGACUCAAGAGUGCUUUGACAGGUAUCCGCUUUAUAUCUCAGGAACUCGAGAGGACAGAUUCCUUAUACCCCUGGAUACUGCCAAGAAAGAACAAUUCAGGUAUCGGGUGAGGUUACCGCCUUACGUAACUUGUACGCAAUGUGUUUUACAAUGGACAUAUUAUACAGGAAACAUGUGGGGCAUAUGUCCAAACGGUACGGAAGCUGUCGGGUGUGGUCGCUCUGAAACAUUUAGGAACUGCGCGGAUGUGAGUGUAGUGACCAACACCGGUGGCCUUCCGCCAGCGUUUGCUGGUGAUCUCCGGAAAGACAACCCAUUCCUGUUGUAUUACAGGGACUAUGCCAUGCCACAAAAUGUCUACCCUCUUGUUGUCAGAGAUCAAGUCUGUCUGCCAACUCAAAGUUACCGAGUAAUACCGGGAAUGUUAAGCUGGUGUCAGACUAAUUGUCUGCGGUAUCCUCCCAAUUGCCCUGAGAAUCUGUGUCAAUGCCCACAAGUCUGCGAAGCAAUUGGUGAGUUGGAGGGUCGGGAAGGCGCCGACGUGUAUUGUAUGGACCAGUGCAUCGUGUAUCCGCCGCGCUGCCCCAAAGAUAGAUGUCGCUGCUAUUAAUAUGGAAUGAAGCUGGUCCCAUCGGUGCCCAAAAAAUACAGCCUGCAGUAGCACAAUACUCGCGAUUACCGCGCCGAAUGUAAUAGCGUUCGUAUUGUCUAAUUCUUUUAUAAUCAAUGUUACCAAUAAUUUCCUUAAUAUUUUAGUGAUAUUGCAAGCACAUUAAAUUGGACCAAAUAGUAUCUAGAAGUACUUUCAAAUGAACUACUUAUUGUUUCCUAU
This is a messenger RNA of Nymphalis io (European peacock), 1251 nucleotides long. RefSeq lists its product as uncharacterized. Lineage: Eukaryota; Metazoa; Arthropoda; Insecta; Lepidoptera; Nymphalidae. The transcript has 8 exons. Bases 1 to 1029 code for a protein of 342 amino acids. The record is from RefSeq and is a predicted model, not a curated record.